Messenger RNA from Populus euphratica (Euphrates poplar), 1880 nucleotides. Its product is annotated as UPF0481 protein At3g47200-like. The transcript has a single exon. The coding region runs from base 106 to 1701 and encodes 531 amino acids. NCBI's taxonomy places the organism in Eukaryota, Viridiplantae, Streptophyta, Magnoliopsida, Malpighiales, Salicaceae. The record is from RefSeq and is a predicted model, not a curated record.
AAAGAAUUCAAACUUGUAGAAAUAAGUAAUAUUUUUAUGAAAUAGAUUCUAUUGGUAGUAAGUAACUGCUGUUUAUUUAUGCUACUGGACAGCAAAAAUUGAUAGAUGGGAGAGAUUCGUUCACCAUACUUUUCUAUUGAUCAAGAACACCUCAAAGAUAAUGCUGAAAUUCGUUCACCAUAUUUUUCAAGUGCUGGAGACUACCUUGGAGUUAAUGCUGAAAUUCGUUCACCUUAUUUUUCAUUUGAUACUCAAGAUUACCAUGGAGAUAAUGCCGGAAUUCAUUCCUCGUAUUUUUCAGCUGCAGACUACCACGGAGAAGAUGCUGAAAUUCCUUCUGGAACAUUCUUUCACCAAGAUAAUAUUGUUGAGAAUCCAUACAAUGCAGAAACUUUUGUUGAGCAGUAUAUUGUUCAGAACACGCACAACGCAGAAAUGCCCCUUCAACGGUCAAGAGUUGAAGAACUGUACUUGGAUCUUGAAGCUGGAGCUGUACGCAAAAUCAGGAAUUAUUGUAUCUACAGAGUUCCUGAUUCACUUCGCAAAUCAAAUGAAGCCAUCUAUACUCCUCAAGAAGUUUCUAUAGGUCCUAUUCACCAUUGCAAGAAGAAUUUGCAGCUCAUGACAACGCAAAAGGAGAGAUAUUUGAAAGAAUUCUGUAACAGGGUGGUAGGGGAAACAAGGGUGCAACAAGUGAAGUUCCUGGAGAAAAUUUGGAACACCAUUAAAAAGGAUGAAGAGAAUAUCCGCCAAUGUUAUGAAGAUGGUGCUCCUGAAGUUGCAGAAAAUGAUCAGUUUGUGAAAAUGGUGUUGUUGGAUGCUGUUUUCAUCUUGGAGUACUUGUUGAGGAAUAAAGAUUUUAAAAAAUAUGGAGAUGAUUCCUUAUUGCGUAGAAACGGGUUAAUGUUUCGGAUUCGACGAGACUUGUUGCUGCUCGAGAAUCAGUUGCCAUUCUUCAUUCUUGAGAAAUUAUAUAACCAUCUUUUCGAAGACGGCGAAGGAAAUUAUACUUCUUUUCGGGAUCUUGCCUACGAGUACUUAAAUAGGUACAAUGCGAGUGCAUACAAGCUGCAGAGCGACAAGAAUAUAUUACAUUUCACCGAUUUGGUCAGAUCUUCAUUAACCGUCACCCAUCCAGAUCCGAGGAGUGACGAACCGAUUGGAAAAUUUUAUAGCGCAACCAAGCUGCAUGAGGCAGGGAUUAAUUUUAAGGAAUUUCGAAAUGAAUGCUUACUUGACGUAAAAUUUUCUUCUACAAAAGGGGAGUUACGUAUACCACGUCUUCGGAUAGAUCACCGCACUGAACUUCUAUUCGGAAAUCUCAUUGCCUUGGAGCGGUGUCAUUAUAAAGGAGAAGAGUACAUCUGCCAUUACGUUAAGCUACUUGAUACUCUUGUUGCCAAACCCAAAGAUGUGGAUCUCCUCAUUAAAAAUAAAAUCAUUGAGACAGACAGAGAUGGUGCUUCUGUGAAGAAUCUGAUUGACAAGCUUUCGGCAGAAACUCCUGAAGAAUAUUCCAUUUAUUGUAACCUCUACAAGCAGCUGGAUCAACACUACGAGAAAUCCUGGUUGAAAAAUAGCGCAUACAUCAGAAAGGUAUAUUUUGGAAAUCUUUGGAGAGGUACUGCAACUGUUAGCGCUGCUGUCUGGUUCCUCUUCUCUUUUGUACGAACAAUUUGUGCAGUCCUUGCCUUGCGCUAGUACUCCAAGUGGACCAAGUUAGCCCCUGUAAUUUUAUUUCUCUCAUUGUUGCCUUUCGUUGUAUUGUUUGUGUGCUUUCCGUUUCCUUUGCAGUUUUUCAUUGUACUUCAACUCAUGGGCUUUCUUUGUAUUUUGUAAUCAUGACUUUGUAAUGAUGGUUCUGAUGGAUGCUGUCUUCA